Chiloscyllium plagiosum (whitespotted bambooshark) is the source of this 2184-nucleotide messenger RNA. RefSeq lists its product as uncharacterized. The record is from RefSeq and is a predicted model, not a curated record. NCBI's taxonomy places the organism in Eukaryota, Metazoa, Chordata, Chondrichthyes, Orectolobiformes, Hemiscylliidae. Gene Ontology annotation, biological process: regulation of transcription by RNA polymerase II. Gene Ontology annotation, molecular function: DNA-binding transcription factor activity; RNA polymerase II cis-regulatory region sequence-specific DNA binding.
GCAGAUCCAACAUGGCGAUGGUCUACCCGGAGCUGAUUUCGGGACAAAACCCUGGGGCCACUAAUCAGGCAGUUGCAGGUUAUUAAUCGAGGUUUAAGAGAUGCUUUGCAGCAUUUGGAUGUCAGUUUGGUGAAUGACGGUGAAGAUGAUCAUUCCCUUCUCUUCUCUCAUUGAUGUAAUGACUGAGUGAACGUCUUUCCCGUACCCUGAACAGAUGCAUUUGCUGGUGUUUCUGUAGGCCAGACUGUGGCAUCAUAACAGCCAGCACUGCUCUGAUUCACCUUUGUGCUCCCUGAUCAACUCUGUCAAUAUCUAACUUCCUCAGUCUCUCACAAUGGGAUAUUAUAAACGGACUUGCAGAUGGGAAUCUCAAUAAUUGUAAUGCCAAACUCUGGCAGAACUGCUCAAUUCAUCAGAUCCUGGGUAUUCACAUUGUGUUGUUGAUCUGCAAUGAAAGAUUUCAAACAAAACGACAUCCAGACCUGACAAUAAUCCUGUUUAUCAUAGUCUGAUUAUCUCUGGAUCUUGAACAUUGAAGGAAAAAUCACUGUUCACACUGGGGAGGAACACAUAAUAAGUGUAUGUUGAAGCAUCUGAGAAGAUUAGUCUAAAAUGUCCAAACAUCAGCGCAAUCACACUGGGGAGAGACUAUGGAAAUGUGGUGAUUGUGGGAAGGGAUUUCUUUACCAAUCCCGUCUGGAAAUGCACCAACGCAGUCACACUGGGGAGAAGCCGUUUACUUGCUCUGAUUGUGGAAUGGGAUUCCCUCAGUCAUCCCACCUGCUGAUACAUCAGCGAGUUCACACUGGGGAGAGACCAUUCACUUGCUCCCUGUGUGGGAAAGGAUACACACAGUCAUCCCACCUGCAGAUACAUCAGCGAGUUCAUACUGGGGAGAGACCAUUCACCUGCUCUGAUUGUGGGAAAGGAUUCACUCAGUCAUCUAGCCUGCGGAAACACCAGCGAGUUCACACUGGGGAGAAACCAUUCACUUGCUCCCAGUGUGGAAAGGGAUUCACUCAGUCAUCUGACCUGCUGAUACAUCAGCGAGCUCAUACUCGGGAGAGACCAUUCACCUGCCCUGACUGUGGGAAGGGAUUCACUCAGUCUUCCAACUUGCAGACACACCAGCAAAUUCACACCACAGAGAGACCAUUCACCUGCUCCGACUGUGGAAAGCGAUUUAACCAUUCAUCCAGCCUGCGGAUACACCAGCGAGUUCACACUGGAGAGAAACCAUUCACCUGUUCUGAAUGCGGGAAGAGGUUUACCCAAUCAUCCAAUUUGCGGAGUCACCAGCAAGUUCACACGGGGAAGAAACCAUUCACCUGCUCCAAAUGUGGGAAGGGAUUCAUUCGGUCAUCCCACCUGCUGAUACACCAGCGAGUUCACACUGGAGAGAGACCAUUCACCUGCUCUGAUUGUGGGAAGGUGUUUAACCAAUCAUCCAACCUGCUCAGUCACCAGCGAGUUCACACAGGAGAGAGACCGUUCACCUGCUCUGAUUGUGGGAAGGGAUUUAACCAAUCAUCCAACCUGUGGAGACACCGACAAGUUCACACUGGGAAGAAAUGUUCACUCAGUCAACUCACCUGCUGAACUACCAGCUUGUUCACUCUGGGGAGAGUGUUGUUUCAUCCAGUGUGGGAAGGGAUUCAUGCUGUCAUCCGAACUGUUAACACACCAGUGAAGUGACACUGGAUGGAUCCUGUUCACCUGCUCUGUUUGUGUAAAAGGAUUUGCUGUUUGCAAAUAUCCAGCAAAUUCACAAAGAAUGGCAGGUGAAUGGUUUUGCCUUUACUCACAACAAGAAAUGAAUCUUGGUCAUUGGGCAGUUUGCAUUGAUAUUAAUAAACCCAGCUGUAUUAAAGGUGCUGAAACUGUCAGUAAAAUAUCAAUACAUUUGUGUGAUAAGGUUUGAAAAUGAUCACAAUGUCGCUGUACAUCAACACAUUUACACUGGGUAAAGACUGUCCACCUUCAUACUGUUUGUAAAGUGGGUUUGUGGAUUAUCAGGAUUGCUUAAGCAGCAAUGAGUUCCCUAGUAUCUGUCUGUAUUAGAUUUUGAUGAUGUUGUCUACAUCCAAACUGCAUUUUCUGGACCAAUUUCUGAUGUUUGUAAAUACCACAGGUUCAGUGAAUUAUUUGGGAUCAAAAAUAAUACAAAUCAGCUUUUCGUUAAAA